Neodiprion fabricii is the source of this 2357-nucleotide messenger RNA. RefSeq names its product mucosa-associated lymphoid tissue lymphoma translocation protein 1-like. Gene Ontology annotation, molecular function: cysteine-type endopeptidase activity. Gene Ontology annotation, biological process: proteolysis. NCBI's taxonomy places the organism in Eukaryota, Metazoa, Arthropoda, Insecta, Hymenoptera, Diprionidae. The record is from RefSeq and is a predicted model, not a curated record. Bases 396 to 1967 code for a protein of 523 amino acids. The transcript is spliced from 9 exons.
UACUCGGCAGAUAAAGUGAGCUUGGACAUGACUGAUUCUUCAGGCAACGGCUUGGAGCUAUAAAAAAUUUUGUCAACGAUCCGGUAGCUUCUUUAUCGGUAGGAGCCGUGAAACACGUUAUCUCGUAAACAUGCCGCGAUAAAAAAUCCGGGGUAGUGGGGGACUUCCCAGAAACAGCAAGGAAAAGUACGAGUACCCUGCAUACUUUGCAACUUUAGAAAUCACUCAGCUUACUGGAUUUGGCAAUGAGUUAGACGGCGGUGACCCAGUAAAAGUUAUUUCCGAUUACAUAGCGUGCAUACCAAGAAAUGAUAGUCAAUGACAGUGUGAUGAAACUAUCGAACUUCGAUUUGAAGCUUAAAUUUUGAUAUAGUAUUUCGUAUAUUUACCUGGCAAUGUACGACGAAGAUCUUCUCUUAGAAGAGUUAGAUUACGACGUUUUGUCGGAAUUGACAAAGGAAUUGAAUAAAAACUUUGCAUGGAAAACAGUAGCAAAUUACUUGGUAGAAGAAUCCUCAAUUAAAAAUCCAUCAUCUACAUUCAGCAAACGAUGGAUGUAUCGGCUAGAAACAAACAGCGAAGCAUCGCCAGCGCAAACUUUAUUGCUGGAGUUAAACAAUAGAUUAUAUCGGGUUGGAAAAUUAUGUCACAUUCUUGAAGAUUGCGAGCUUUAUGAUGCACUGUAUAUUCUUUUUGGGCCAGUCGAUCUGGAAAUCACUGAACAGCCAAAUGCCAAGCAACAAUCGUACAAACUUGCACUAAAUGACACAUUCAAAAUUGUCUGUAAAGCAAGAGGCAUACCAGUCCCAAAGUUACAGUGGCGUCAUGGAAACAUUGACUUGGAGAAUGAAACAUCGAGCACCCUUAGCAUACUUAUAACUAAUCCUGAUCAAGAAGGCGAGUAUCGGUGCAGAGUUGAACAACGCACAAGCGACGGCAUUUGUCUCAGAGAAAAAUAUUCAGAAUAUGUCUCUCUUUCAAUAAAAGCCAUGCCUCCAGAAAUAACAGAACAUCCGUUACCUGCCGAAGUGAAGAUAGGUGAAGACCAUACCUUGAGCUGUCAGGUAAAACCGGACCCAAGUCUAAAGUAUCAGUGGUAUAAAGAUAACAAGUUACUGAAGGGAAAAACACAGAAUACUUUACGGUUGCUUAAUUUUCAAUUCGAAGAUACAGGACGAUAUCGUUGUGAGGUAUCAAAUGGGUAUGGUUUGGCAUCUUUGACAGCAUGCAGUAAAUUAACGGUAGAGCACCCACCUGAGAAAGCUUUAUAUAAAGUUGCAUUGCUUAUCGGUAACCGUCGGUAUAAAAGUUAUAAAAAAUUGUAUAAGCCGGUGGCUGAUGUUGAAGAGAUAAAGAAAAAACUGGAAACAAUUGGCUUCUACGUUACCUGCCUACGUAAUGCAAGUCUCGCUGAGAUGACAGAGGAAAUCCAAAAAUUCUCUAAAUCAUUGAAAGAGGGUGUAUAUGGAUUUUUCAUGUUUGCUGGUCAUGGGUUCGAGUUGCAUGAACCCUUCUUGAUGCCUACUGAUAUCCCUGAACAGUACCUCAGACGGCACGCUAUUUCGAGAAAUCAAAUUUUACAGUGGACACUUCCCCGCAAUCCUGCGCUCCUAGUUGUUGUACUUGAUAUGUGUCUGACAACACCAAACAAAGACUCAAACAAAGCCAUUUAUGAUGAAAUACCUGAAGUAUUUGAAUACAAAUGCAAUGAUAAUCUGAUAGAAGCAUAUUCUACGUGUACUUAUCGUGAAUGUUUUGAAUCAAAAAAAGCGCCCUUCGGAAAUUAUGUGACAGAGUUAACCAAACACAUUACUGAGAAGAUACCAGUUAAAGAAUUGUUCGAUCGAGUUCAAUCAUCUGUUCGUCAGUUUAACUCUGGACUGACCAGCGACCAAAUGCCAAUGGUGAAAAACGUCUUGUCAAAACAGUAUUGUUUAACAGAUCAAACGAUAAGGCGGUAUAGGUAAACGUUAGCAGCAAAACGUUCCCAACGUGUGUUCAACUUCACAUCAGUAAUCCCACUGAUCAUUUCAAUACGACUUCAUUGAACGCAACAUUUGCUUCAGGAUGGUCCGAAAUCGAUGAUCGUAAAUUUCUAUCUUUGCAAAUAACUCAAAAAUACCUCUGCCGAUUUUGUUCAAAAUGUAGUCAGUUUCAAACGAAAUGAAGCCAAACUGACGAUUCAAAUUUUAUUAUAAUCGCUUCCGCGUUUGCGUACGUACAACCGUUACUCUUUGUAUGAACUCAAUUCUGAUACUUGUAACUUUGGAAUGAGAAUAAAUUGUGAUUUAAUAGGGAAAAAAAAAAAAAUAAACAAACAAACAAUCAUUCUGCUCAAAAAUUCGGAGCCAUCAAAC